GUGGGCCCAGACUCCGGGGGAGGCGCUGGGGAGAAGUGUGGCGCAGUGUGGCCGAGACCCCGGGGGAUGCGCAGGGGAGAAGUGUGGCGCAGUGUGGCCCAGAACCCGGGGGAGGCGCAGGGGAGAAGUGUGGCGCAGUGUUAGCAGUCGCAGUCCAGCUGGGAGGUCGCUGGUGUGUGAAGAGGUGAGGGUGGUGGGCGAAGGUCAGGCGUCAAUGCGAGCGGUGGGGGCGAAGGCACAAGCGGCGACUACGUGCACGUUACAUUCCGUGCAUGUCUGACCGGACAUCAGUCGGGACGACUUCCAUUUGUUUGGUCCAUAGUGUGGGCAUGCAGGCGAGCAACGACCACGAUCUGCACAUCCACGAGGCCAGGGUGGAACCAGUCGCCUGUACGAGCACGUAAUUUGGUUGAUGAAAAAAGCUGUUCAACGACGGUGAUGAUUAAUGGCAGUUCCGGCUGGAGGGCUGCCAGUGCUGCAAGGCAGUUUUGGCAAAUCAGCAGCUCAUAUACAUAUACAUCCAAAUGUGCGCACAAUUGCAGGGGUUAGCAGGGUCUGCAAAGUCUCGGCGCUCCCUCCCUCCUUUCUUGAGGAGGAUAAGAGGGGGCUUACACAACAACUCUUAACAGGGAAUUCUACCUACGGUGGGGAUCAGGCAUCGAAGAUGUCGUCCUCGCUAUCGUUCGUGGACAGAGUUGUAGGCACAACACUUCACAACAAUGAGAGGAGUGCGUCUGAUCUUGCCAUGCCGUCGCUGCAUUCGCUUCAACCUGAGCUUCACCAUGUCACAGAUUUCUGUAUUGAUGAGAAGGCCUUGCAGUCGCCAGUGAGCAGCUUGACGCACAACUUGAUCAUUAUUAUUCUUAACCAGGAGCUUCCCAUUUGCACGCCGGCACUCUGGAAACAAGGGCAGCUACAUAUCUGUGCUGAUGGAGGUGCAAACCGGUUGUACGAUGAACUGCCAUUCUUUUUCCCCCUUGAAGCUGCAGAUACUGUGAGAAGAAGUUUGCGCGCAGCAGUUUCCACAGCUGCAGUUCCCACUCUUGCAGUUUUCACUGCUACAGUUUCAUGCAGCGCUUUGCACUAAUGCAGUUUCCACUCUUGCAGUUUUCACUGUGGCAGCAGUUUCCAUGACUACAGCUUCCUCUCUGCAGUUCCAGUGCAGACAACAUGACUGCCUUCCUGAGGCUCACAUCGUUUAUUUCAAACGUUUGCCCAAUCAACAUGCCUAUCCUCU
Molecule: messenger RNA, 1237 nt
Organism: Chara braunii
Lineage: Eukaryota; Viridiplantae; Streptophyta; Charophyceae; Charales; Characeae
Source: the annotation of a GenBank genome assembly